Messenger RNA from Acanthopagrus latus (yellowfin seabream), 2101 nucleotides. Its product is annotated as solute carrier family 22 member 5-like. Lineage: Eukaryota; Metazoa; Chordata; Actinopteri; Spariformes; Sparidae. The transcript is spliced from 13 exons. The record is from RefSeq and is a predicted model, not a curated record. Gene Ontology annotation, biological process: transmembrane transport. Gene Ontology annotation, molecular function: transmembrane transporter activity. Bases 336 to 2012 code for a protein of 558 amino acids. Gene Ontology annotation, cellular component: membrane.
UUUUGGUGGUUUGCAAACAAGCUUACACGAGCAUUGCCGCCAUCUACUGAUCUGGAGAAGAAAGCAGUAGAUUUUUAUUUUAUUUUGUAGUAGUAGAGAAAGACAGUAGAGGGCACAGUUGUGACUCUGGGAAAAUUAAGGAUUAUGAUGAUGCCAUCGUUUUUUUGGGUCAGUGAGGACAUUUCCAGCAGACUGUCUUCUUCCAGCUGUGUCUCCCAGUCACCACUGCCUGGUUCCUGAGGUCAACUUGAGCCAAGAUUGGCAAGAUGCUACUGUUCCAAAAGAGGUGGUGAACAGGAAGCAGGAGCUGAGCAGUUGGAGCAGAUACAGGCUGGAUGUGGUUCCAGAACAGCAUCAACUCUUUGCUGGUCUGGGACAAAGAACCACUUAAGUGGGGACGUUUCCAGCAGACUGUCUUCUUCCUGCUAUGUGCCAGCGUCGUGCCCAAUGGAUUUGGUGUUUUCUUUACUGUCUUCUUGACUGACACUCCCAGUCACCACUGCCUGGUUCCUGAGGUUAACCUGAGCCAAGCUUGGCGUGAUGCUACCAUCCCAAUAGAGGUGGUGGACGGGAGGCAGGAGCUGAGCAGUUGCAGCAGAUACAGGCUGGAUGUGGUCAGAAAUCUGUCUGCUCAGGGACUCGUUCCUGGCAGAGACGUCAACCUCACAGAUCUGGAGCGGGAGGGCUGUGUGGACGGGUGGAGCUACAGCAGAGACAUCUACCAAUCCACCAUAGUCUCUGAGUUUGACCUGGUGUGCAGUGACCAAUGGAAACAGCCGUUCACCACCACGCUUUUGUUACUAGGAAUUCUUUUUGGAUCCUUUGUCUCAGGACAGCUCUCAGACAGGUUUGGAAGAAAGCCUGUUCUUUUUGCAACCAUGGCAGUUCAGACACUUUUUACCAUUGUCCAAAUCUUUUCACCUUCUUGGACGGUGUUCUCCAUCCUCUUUUUCAUGAGCGGUUUGGGACAGAUCUCCAACUACAUAUCUGGUUUUGUGCUGGGUGCUGAGAUCUUGACUGGCAACGUGCGGGACAUGUUUUCGACCAUGGGUAUAUCCUUGGGCUUUGCUGUCGGCUACAUGCUACUACCUCUAUUUGCUUAUUUUUUAAGAGACUGGAAAUCUCUGCUGUUGGGUCUCUCUCUACCUUGCUUUGCAUACAUCCCCCUCUGGUGGUUCAUUCCAGAGUCUCCUCGGUGGCUCCUCUCUCAGGGAAGAGUGGAAGAGGCAGAGGCCAUAAUAAGAAAGGCUGCUAAAAUCAACAAAGUUGAGGCUCCUCAGGUCAUCUUUGAAGAUUACAGUACUCAUGUGAAUGAGAAUAAUACACAUCCUAAGAGCAACAACAAUUUCCUCGACCUGCUGAGCACAAGAAACAUCAGAAACACAACUAUCAUCCUGUGCCUGCUGUGGCUCACUCUAAGUACUGGAUACUUUGGCUUGUCUCUGAACACUUCCCAGCUUCAUGCGAACCCCUAUAUCAGCUGCUUCUUCUCAGCGGCAGUCGAGGUACCAGCUUACAUUUCCUGCUGGCUGGCACAGCGUUACCUUCCACGACGAGUGUCUGUCAUCAGUCUCUUGCUGCUUGAAGCAGUGUCACUCUACUCCAUUCAGCUGGUGCCUCAAAGUCUAUCAUACCUGUCUUUUGCUCUGGAGAUGCUGGGUAAAUUUGCUGUCUCUGCCAGUUCAACCCUAAUGUAUGCCUACACAGCAGAACUUUACCCGACAGUCCUGAGGAACACAGCGACAGGGACAUGUUGCACAGUUUCCAGAGUGGGAUCCUGCAUUACGCCUUUUCUGUUAAAGCUGUGUUUCUACUUUAAGUACCUGCCUAAUAUUAUACUUGGGACUCUGGCUGCUGUGUCUGCUUUUGCCGCUUUUUUCCUGCCAGAGAGUUUUGGACAACCUUUACCUCAAACCAUUCAACAGAUGCGUAAAAUAAAAAGCAUAACGUGCCCAUUCACCACUCGAGCGGAACAUUCAAAACCUGUGAUUGUUGUGGAAAGUAGACUCUAAAACUUCUCUUGCAUGAAUGAAUAAGUAUACUUAAUUAUACUUAAUGACAUUAAGUGAAUUUAAAGAAAAUAAAGCUUGUAGAGCACUUA